Molecule: messenger RNA, 1066 nt
Organism: Cuscuta europaea
Lineage: Eukaryota; Viridiplantae; Streptophyta; Magnoliopsida; Solanales; Convolvulaceae
Source: the annotation of a GenBank genome assembly
GAGGGCGGGCGUGUGACUCUUUAAUUUCUAUCUUAUGGAUACAUAUCAUAGGCUACAGAUAUCUUAGGUACUAUAUAUACAUACGUUGUACGUUGAUUGUAUUAAGAGAUCAGAUCGAUCGAUAGCUAGGAUGAGCACGUCUGAAUUAGCAGUUUCAUCCGUCUCCAAAAGAACCGUUGUUAGCACCAAACCUGUACAACCUGCAGGGAAGUUCUCCCCUUUAUCCGUUCUCGAUCGCGCUAUGCAACACUACCUCAUACGUCUUGUUUUCUAUUACAGAAAAAUUGAUAAAAAGGUGAAGUUGGGUGAGUCAAUUUGUGAGACUUUGAAUGCUUAUGAAAGAAUGACGGGAAGACUGAUGAGAUCAUCAGCGGGAGAUGAGAAGUGGUUGAUGAAAUGCAAUGACGCUGGGCUGCGACUCGUAGAGGCCAAAGUCAAAGGGAUUACGGUGACUCAGUGGUUACAAAAUGUGGAUCGGGAGAAGGAGCUUCAGCUUGCCCAUUGGGACCCUAUCUUACCCGACCCCUAUUUCUCUUCGCCCUUCUAUAUUCAGAUAACCGAGUUUGAAGAAGGCGGAGUAGCUAUUGGGCUAAGCUGCACACAUCUCCUUGCUGAUCCCGUUGCCGGCACAAUGUUCAUGAAAGCAUGGGCAGACAUUUCCUUGGAUGGAAAAAUGAUGUGUCCGCCUCACUUCCAUCCCUUAUCGGCAUUGAGAAGACCGACAUCAGUUAACAAACAAGUUUGUACUUAUAAUAAUAACUCCCUGAUUAAACAUUACAAAUUCUGUACCCAGAAACAAAGGUGUGAAAUAUAUCCGGCCAAACGAACGACGACGAUCACUCUGCUCUUCUCGGACGAAAUGGUGAUCAAGUGCAUGCAAAUGGCACAAAUAGUACCGGAGGCCCACGGUGGGGGCGUGUUUGAGGCACUUGUCGGGCUCUUCUGGACACGCAUAAGCAAGGUCAAGAAUGUAGGACAAUCAAUGGACUUGAUUGUUGGAUUGGACGUCAGGAAAGUGUUGGGUUUGGACAAAGGCUUCUUCGGAAACUGCAUGGUUUAUAACAAG